Psammomys obesus (fat sand rat) is the source of this 2270-nucleotide messenger RNA. RefSeq names its product nuclear receptor subfamily 2 group F member 6 (gene Nr2f6). Lineage: Eukaryota; Metazoa; Chordata; Mammalia; Rodentia; Muridae. The coding region runs from base 655 to 1881 and encodes 408 amino acids. The transcript has 4 exons. Gene Ontology annotation, biological process: negative regulation of transcription by RNA polymerase II; anatomical structure development; cell differentiation. Gene Ontology annotation, molecular function: zinc ion binding; nuclear receptor activity; RNA polymerase II cis-regulatory region sequence-specific DNA binding. The record is from RefSeq and is a predicted model, not a curated record.
CCGGCCGCAGCGCGGGGCCGGCGGCGAGCGCCAGGGCGAGGCCGAGGCUCGGGCCCAGGCGCAGGCCCAGGCCGGCCGCGCGCGCGCUGGGCGGGGAGGGGAGCCGGGGGAGGCUGUGGGCCGCACUCCCCGCUCGGCUCUCACUCUGGACCACCGCGAUUGCGGUCGGCCGUGCGCGACGUCCGGGACUCCGGGUCUCCGGCGCGCGCUCCCUCCUCCCCUCCCCCCCUCGCCACGCAACUUGCGGCCAAAGUUUCCCCCCCCGGGGUCGGGGGCGCGCGCGCGCGCUCGGAUGGCGAGCCGCUAAGUUGGCCAGGGCGGCGGGGCCGGGCCAUGGCCCGCGCGUCCCCACCGGGUCCCCAGGACUCCGGACCACGGGACCCGGGCGCCCCAGACUCGCGCCUCUAGCGCGCCCCCGUCGGCCGCGGGCACGCGUGGGAAAGUUGGCCUGGAACCGGCCCGACCAGUUCCUGCCUGGCGCGCGGACCGGUCGCAGGAAGUUGCCGCAAAACUUUUUCGGGGGGUGCGACCCGAGCCCCCCCUAGCGCGCGGGCUGCAUGCGCACAGGGUAGCCGCGUUCCCCUCGGGUCGCUAGGCGUGCCCAGAGGGGACGGACUCGUCCCGGGGCGCCCCGGCCCCGCCGUCCCGGGGGCUAUGGCCAUGGUGACCGGUGGCUGGGGCGGCCCCGGAGGCGACACGAACGGCGUGGACAAGGCCGGUGGAAGCUACCCACGCGCGACCGAGGACGACUCGGCGUCGCCUCCCGGGGCGGCCAGCGACGCGGAGCCGGGUGACGAGGAGCGCCCGGGGCUGCAGGUGGACUGCGUGGUGUGCGGGGACAAGUCCAGCGGCAAGCACUACGGCGUGUUCACCUGCGAGGGCUGCAAGAGUUUCUUCAAGCGCAGCAUCCGCCGCAACCUCAGCUACACCUGCCGGUCCAACCGUGACUGUCAGAUUGAUCAGCAUCACCGGAACCAGUGUCAGUAUUGUCGCCUCAAGAAGUGCUUCCGAGUGGGCAUGCGCAAGGAGGCCGUGCAGCGCGGCCGCAUCCCUCACGCGCUCCCGGGCCCUGCAGCCUGCAGCCCCCCAGGCGCGGCGGGCAUCGAGCCAUUCGCUGGGCCACCGGUGUCCGAGCUGAUCGCGCAGCUGCUGCGCGCCGAGCCCUACCCCGCGGCCGGCCGCUUCGGCGGCGGCGGUGCGGUGCUGGGCAUCGACAACGUGUGCGAGCUGGCAGCGCGCCUGCUGUUCAGCACGGUCGAGUGGGCCCGCCACGCACCCUUCUUCCCGGAGCUGCCGGCCGCCGACCAGGUGGCGCUGCUGCGGCUCAGCUGGAGCGAGCUGUUCGUGCUGAAUGCGGCACAGGCGGCGCUGCCGCUGCACACGGCUCCGCUGCUGGCAGCCGCGGGGCUGCACGCUGCACCCAUGGCCGCGGAGCGCGCCGUGGCCUUCAUGGACCAGGUGCGCGCCUUCCAGGAGCAGGUGGACAAGCUGGGCCGUCUGCAGGUGGACGCUGCCGAGUACGGCUGCCUCAAGGCCAUCGCUCUCUUCACGCCCGGCCACUCUCCCUGCUUUCCAAAACGUGACUGUCUUUGGUCCCUGCUUCCUGCAGAUGCCUGUGGCCUUUCUGACCCAGCCCAUGUGGAGAGCCUGCAGGAGAAGGCACAGGUGGCCCUCACGGAGUACGUGCGUGCCCAGUACCCAUCCCAGCCCCAGCGCUUUGGGCGCCUGUUGCUGAGGCUCCCAGCCUUGCGUGCUGUGCCUGCAUCCCUCAUCUCCCAGCUCUUCUUCAUGCGCCUGGUGGGCAAGACACCCAUCGAGACGCUCAUCCGGGACAUGCUACUGUCAGGGAGCACCUUCAACUGGCCCUAUGGCUCGGGCUAGUAAUGGACAUGCAUAGAUCCUGGGACCUUGCAGGGACCCUGGGGAUUUGGUCCCCAGCUUCUUUCCUGAGGCUGAUUUCUUUUUUUUAAGACUGUGAAAUGUUUCUCUGUUUUGUUUUUUAAAUAAUCAUGAAACAAACCAAAAAAAAAUUUUUUUGAUCUCCUAGGUCCUAGCCUUGUCUUCCUGGCGGCUCCUGGUCAGGGUGGGGCUGAGGGUCUGGAGCCAGCAUGGUGGUGCCUCUGGUGUGAUAGGUAUGGGCCUAAUAUCUGGAAGGACCACUGAAGCUGGGCAGGGGUACUAUGGGCCAUGGGGUCCCCUGGAUACAUGGCUGUGGUAGGCACUAUGGGAUAAUGAAAUCAUGGCCAAUAAUAAAGAUAUUCCCCUACUUG